ACCACCGCUCACCAUCGACCGUCGACAAUCGCAUCCCCUAGCUGCCAACCGCACAAUAUAUCCAUCUACGUUCUACGCCAUAAUAUAAUUAUUUUCUAUUAUACGUUCGCUGUUGAAAAUCGUUUGGAAUAUAUUACAUAUACACUUAUACAGACGCCGGCCGAGUAAAGUGCUGUAACACAAUAUCCUGACCAAGAGACUAAGACGAAUACCACCACCAUGAUGGCCACCGGAGAUUCGAUGAAGUUCGCCGCCGCCCGAUUCGGUGGCACCGGCGGUCUGCUGGAUUGCAACUUCCCAUCGUUGUACGUGGAUGCGGUCUGGGCGAGAUUCCGGCGGCAUCCGAGCGCGUUCGCUGGCGGCCAGAUAGAGAGCUACGCCAGGGCUGUGGCUUUGUCCAGGAACGUCCAGAAACAGAUGGCUGCGAUCACGGCAACCACGCCGGGCGGCAAGCCCAAAAAACGGUACAUUUGCACGUAUUGCGACCGAGAGUUCAGCAAGUCAUACAACCUGCUCAUACACGUCAGGACUCACACGGAUGAGCGUCCGUACCCAUGUGACGUAUGUGGCAAGGCGUUCCGCAGGCAGGACCACCUCAGAGAUCACAAAUACGUUCAUAUGAAGGAUAAACCGUUUUCUUGUGAAUCAUGUGGCAAAGGCUUCUGUCAAAUGCGCACGUUGAUCAGCCACCGGAAGAACGCUCAAUGUCAAUGGUACCAAUACCAACGGCAUCAGGCGAUGGCCACGCAGAUUUCCUCCGCCGCAACCUCGGGUACUGUUGCCGCCGCAGCGGCUGCGGUAGCGUCUCCCGAAACGGUCCGAAACGCCAACCUUACCGAUUUUAGUAUCAAAACCUUACUGGGAAUUAGCGACGAUCAAUAACAUAGUAGGUAGUAGUACCUAUAUACAUAAUACACCUAUCCGGCUUAGUUGGUUUACCAUAUUUAUCGCUCUUUUUCAUAAGGUGAAAUGUA
Molecule: messenger RNA, 974 nt
Organism: Rhopalosiphum maidis (corn leaf aphid)
Lineage: Eukaryota; Metazoa; Arthropoda; Insecta; Hemiptera; Aphididae
Product: protein odd-skipped-related 2-like
Exons: 3
Coding region: 220-882 (220 amino acids)
Biological process (GO): embryo development; regulation of transcription by RNA polymerase II
Cellular component (GO): nucleus
Molecular function (GO): DNA-binding transcription factor activity, RNA polymerase II-specific; RNA polymerase II transcription regulatory region sequence-specific DNA binding
Source: RefSeq, a predicted model, not a curated record